Molecule: messenger RNA, 4401 nt
Organism: Truncatella angustata
Lineage: Eukaryota; Fungi; Ascomycota; Sordariomycetes; Amphisphaeriales; Sporocadaceae
Exons: 6
Coding region: 94-3918 (1274 amino acids)
Molecular function (GO): protein binding
Source: RefSeq, a predicted model, not a curated record
CGCCAGCCUCAUGUCCUCCCAUAAGAAGGCGCUUCUUCGACGAACUGCUGAUUUCUGCAACCCUCCACUCCAAUAUCUUUUACUUUGUGUGAAAUGUCGUUCUUCUCAAGCUUCGAAAGUAAAAUCAAGCGCAAGCUCAAGCAACGCAAGAAGGAAGGGCGAUCAAGAGCGACCCGGCCAGACGCAUCGUCUAGCGGCCCGAGAGAACCCCAAAGCUUAGCCCCCGCUCAGUCGCGGACCGUCCCGAGUAACGCCGUCGUCUCCAGCCUACGUCCAUCUGCCGAGAGUACGCCGACCGAACCGAACGCACGGUUGUCUCAGACCUCAUCCCCAGAACGUGAACCGCAGACAGAGAAUACCGCUAGCCCCGACAUCUGGGCCAGCGCGUACGGCAAGUUCGCCGUCAGAGAACCCGAGCUGGCCCGCGAUUACAAGACGCAUUUGGCCACCUUUACGGACUGCGAUACAAUCAGUCAGAGCAAUACUUUACAUCCAGAUGGGGCCAGGUCGAUUGUGGAGCAAUUGCAGAAGCAACGCGAGCAGAAACAAUGGCACGUCAACUUCUAUGGCAAAGAUGUUAGAUUUAGAGCCCAGGCCGAGAAGCUGGUCAAAAUCCUUGGCUGGUGCAAUGGCGUUGUGAAGGAUGCCCUGAGUACCCAGCCAUACGCGGCACUGGCGUGGUCCGGCGUCUCCAUUCUCCUCCCGCUUCUCGCGACCGGAACAGCCAUGCACGAGGCCAUGCUCUUAGGCUUCGAUGCCACCCACCGUGUCCAGUUGUACUGGAAAACCUUCCAGGACAUCUUUCCCCAGGAUCUCGAUGUAGGCGGCGACCGUGCUGUACAUUAUGGCUUGGUCGAACUCUAUUCCCACAUCUUCGAGUAUCAGGCCCGCGUUAUCUGCCAUUUAUCUCUCGCUCAGCUAUCCCGUGCGUGGCAGAAGGUCGCCGGGGAUGACGACUGGGAAAAGAGAAUGGCACACGUGGAUAUGCUGAGUGAAUACUGCAAAGAGUGCACAGACAUCGCUAGAAGGGAGGAGACCCAGCGAACGUCCGACCAGCAGUUGCACCAGCUAUACCAAUCUCGCGCGGCACUCGAGCAGAUCUACAACGUCCUAGAAGAGGAGAGGAACCAACGACGGAACGACCUCGAGGACCAGCGGGAACGCGAACUGCUCGCCGACCUAGCUGCCGAUCAUGAAUCAUACAAGAACUCCAAUCCCAAGAAAGUCCCAGACACGUGCGCUUGGUUCCUCGAGAACGCGAGCUUUCGGUCGUGGCGUGACAACGUAGAAUCGGGCCUCCUCUGGGUAUCAGCUGGUCCAGGGUGCGGAAAGUCCGUCCUCUCACGCUCUCUAAUCGAUGAAUGGCAGCUUUCCACAAGUGCUGCAACUUCAAACAUCUGCUACUUCUUCUUCAAGGACGGCGACGAGACUCGUGAGCACAGCUUCAAUGCGCUAUCGGCCAUCCUCCACCAGCUCUUCAUUAAGGACUUGACCGGCAAAUUCACGAGUCACGCUCUAGGUCGCCAUAAGAACUACAGCAAAGGGCUGGCGACGAACUUCUCCGAAUUAUGGAGCAUCUUGCUAGACUGCGCUUGCACAACAGACGCUGGUGAGAUAGUCUGCGUCCUCGAUGCGCUCGACGAGUGUCAAGAAGAUAGCAGAAACGACAUCAUCGGCAAGCUACAGGAUUUAUUUUCUCGUACAGGAGUAGCGUCCCGUCGCACAUGCAGAUUGAAGUUCUUUGUCACGAGCCGGCCGUACGAUACAAUCGAGCGCUCCGUCAGGGAUCUCCUGAACUCUUCGUGCCUACGAAUCGACGGAGAAGACCAUUCAGCGGCCAUCAGUGAAGAUAUUAACCGUGUUAUUGAUUUCACCAUACCAAAACUGAUACGUGAUUUUUCAAAUUACGAUCUCCGCCGCAUCUCUGAGCGUCUCAAAGCCAUGGAGAACCGCACUUACCUCUGGCUACGUCUGACCUUCUACAUAAUUGAACAAGGCAGUGAUUAUAGCAGGCCCUCCGAUGUGGACACUCUGUUGGAUGAUCUUCCGAGUGAGCACGCUAAGGCCUACGAGAAGAUUCUCAAUCGAGUAAAGCAGUCUAGAUUCACCUCGAUUCUUCUCCAGCUAAUGCUUGCUGCAACGCAACCCUUGAGCAUUGAUGAGGCAAACUACGCCCUCGCAUUGGCUGCCGAGAAUAGUAAGCCGACGUCGAGUUCCGCAAUCAAUCUGUGGCCUAAAGAGUCAUUUAAAAACAUCGCGAAAUCUUAUUGUGGGCUCCUCGUUGACAUUCACGACUCGAAGCUGUUUUUCAUUCACCAAACUGUCAGAGCAUUCUUGUUAGAGGUUCCAAAAGAAGCCGGCGACUGGAAAUGGGGAGGACGUUUCAAGCUGCCCAAAUGUCACAAUGCAAUGUCACUUGCAUGCACCCGUUAUCUUUCGCUCCCAGAACUGGAAGCACCUCUUCAGGGUAACACAGCGGAGCAGCAAAGUCGUCCAUUCUUCCCAUACGCUGCCCAGCAUUGGCCGUUCCACUACAGAGAGAAAGAUGGAAAUGAAUCGCUUGGGGAUGCCCGUAGUCUGGUUCGAUUGACUGUAAACGGGGCACAAACUUGGACAAAAGUCCAUUCCUCAUAUUUUCGAGCGUGGGACUGGUCACAGUGGACGGAUUUAGCUCUGGCGGCUUAUUUUGGCUUGGGGUCAGUGGUUCGUACUGUUAUUGAUGAGGGUAAUGUCGAUCUCGAUGCAUAUUGCGGGUACUUCGGCACAGCAUUACAGGCAGCAUGUGCUGCAGGCUUUCCGGUCGUGGUUGAGACACUUCUUCGGAAGGGAGCGAGCGUUGAGACGACAGGUGGCCACUAUAGAACGUCAAUAGCAGCUGCGGUGCAGAAUGGUCAUAGAGAAGUGGUUCAAGUCCUUCUCGAGAAGCGAGGAGACGAGGUCGAGAUCACGCAAGACGUCGUGGUCGCUAUAGCAGAGAAUGAGCAGAGUGGAAAAGAGAUUAUGGCCUUACUUCUCGAAAAGCGAGGAGACGAGGUUAAGAUUACGCAAGACGUCGUGGUCGCUAUAGCAAAGAAUGAGUGGAAUGGAAAAGAGAUUAUGGCCCUACUUCUCGAAAAGCGAGGAGACGAGGUUAAGAUCACGCAAGAAGUCGUAGUCGCUAUAGCAGAGAAUAAGCAGAAUGGAAAAGAGAUUAUGGCCCUACUUCUCGAAAAGCGAGGAGACGAGGUUAAGAUCACGCAAGAAGUCGUAGUCGCUAUAGCAGAGAAUAAGCAGAAUGGAAAAGAGAUUAUGGCCCUACUUCUCGAAAAGCGAGGAGACGAGGUUAAGAUCACGCAAGACGUCGUAGUCGCUAUAGCAGAGAAUGAGCAGAGUGGAAAAGAGAUUAUGGCCUUACUUCUCGAAAAGCGAGGAGACGAGGUUAAGAUUACACAAGAAGUCGUGGUCGCUAUAGCAGAGAAUAAGCGGAAUGGCAAAGAGAUUAUGGCCUUACUUCUCGAAAAGCGAGGAGACGAGGUUAAGAUCACGCAAGACGUCGUGGUCGCUAUAGCAGAGAAUAAGCAGAGUGGAAAAGAGAUUAUGGCCCUACUUCUCGAAAAGCGAGGAGACGAGGUCAAGAUUACGCAAGACGUCGUGGUCGCUAUAGCAGAGAAUUGGAAGAGUGGAAAAGAGAUUAUGGCCCUACUUCUCGAAAAGCGAGGAGACGAGGUCAAGAUUACGCAAGACGUCGUGGUCGCUAUAGCAAAGAAUUGGCAAAGUGGAAAAGAGAUUAUGGCCUUACUUCUCGAAAAGCGAGGAGACGAGGUUAAGAUUACGCAAGACGUCGUGGUCGCUAUAGCAAAGAAUAAUGGAAUGGAAAAGAGAUUAUGGCCCUACUUCUCGAAAAGCGAGGAGACGAGGUUAAGAUUACGCAAGAGGUAAUGGUCGCUAUAGCAAAGAAUGAGCAGAGUGGAAAAGAGAUUAUGGCCUUACUUCUCGAAAAUCGAGGAGACAUGGUUAAGAUUACGCAAGAAGUCGUAAUCGCCGUAGCAGAGAAUAAGCGGAAUGGAAAAGAGAUUAUGGCCCUACUUCUCGAAAAGCGAGGAGACGAGGUUAAGAUUACGCAAGACGUCGUAACCGCUAUAUCAAAGAAUAGGUGGAGUGGAAAACAGAUUAUGGCCUUGCUUCUCGAAGAGCGAGGAGACGAGGUCGAGAUUACAUAAGAUGUCGUGAUCGCCGUAGCAAAGAACGAAGAGAUUAGAGAACAGACUAUAGUCCUACUUCCCGAGUUGUCCUAGAUAUAGCAUAGGCGUAUACGCACCUUUGACGACCACCUGGCGCGUCCAUUCAUUGAGUAGAGCUAGGCGAGCUAGAGGCUCAUCCUAACGAUAACGCGGCUUGUAAAGCCGACUUUUAGUAGUAACG